AUGGAGAACGGCUUCCCCGGUGAGCUGGUGAGCAAGGUCACCUACUCAAUUGAGCGGGCAAAGCCAAACGUGCUCAAGACCGCCUACGACUCCUACAUCCCGGAGACGAGCCCGGCAGAUGCCACCCCGGUCAACAUAUUCAACCACGCCUACUGGAACCUCAACGGUAUCCCAGAGCGCAACGGCAAACGCGACGCCGUGUGGGUGCAGCCGCAGAGCGUGCACAACCACUGGCUCCGCGUGCCGGCAAGCCGGGUGGCCGAGGCGGAUCGUAUGGCUAUUCCGACUGGCGAAUACCUCAGCGUAGACGGUACCCCGCUUGACUUCCGCAAGGGACGAGUACUGAAGGAUGGCAUAAGAGACCCCGCUCUCGACCGCGACCCGUGCGGCUACGACCACCCCCUCGCCAUCGAUGGCUGGGAAAAGGGCAAGUUGAUGCUGCAUGCCGAGGCGAAGAGCCCGACCACAAACAUCUGCAUGAAGGUGUACUCGACCUUCCCAUGCAUGUGGGUGUACACAGCCAACAACAAGCCACUGCCGGCGAGCGGCGGCCCGGGACAGCGGUACGCGCGUUGGACUGGUAUGGGACUCGAGCCACAGUACUUCCCUGACAGCGCGAACCACUACCCCAAGUACCCGUCGUGCAUUGUGCGUCGUGGCGAGAACCGCUUCACCGAGGUCAUACUCAACGAGUUCACUGUCAGUGGCAGCUCCAAGGUGUGA
This is a messenger RNA of Leishmania braziliensis MHOM/BR/75/M2904, 723 nucleotides long. Its product is annotated as aldose 1-epimerase-like protein. NCBI's taxonomy places the organism in Eukaryota, Euglenozoa, Kinetoplastea, Trypanosomatida, Trypanosomatidae. Gene Ontology annotation, biological process: beta-D-galactose catabolic process via UDP-galactose, Leloir pathway; glucose metabolic process. Gene Ontology annotation, molecular function: carbohydrate binding; aldose 1-epimerase activity. The transcript has a single exon. Bases 1 to 723 code for a protein of 240 amino acids. The record is from RefSeq and is a predicted model, not a curated record.